CAGCUCUCCUCCACAUUCUCACCGUACGUUCAUCGCCUCCCUGCAGAUCGAAACCACAGACACGCACACCUUCCUCGCUUCUCGCAUCUCAGAUCAGGAAGAAGGAUCGAACGAUCUUGACUGGCCGAUCGAAGUAAUCGAUCCAGGCCGGUGACGAGCAAUGGCGCCGCUGCUCAAGGACGAGCUGGACAUCGUCAUCCCGACGAUCCGGAACCUGGACUUCCUCGAGAUGUGGCGGCCCUUCUUCCAGCCGUACCACCUCAUCAUCGUGCAGGACGGCGACCCGGCCAAGACGAUCAAGGUGCCCGAGGGCUUCGACUACGAGCUCUACAACCGCAACGACAUCAACCGUAUCCUCGGCCCCAGGUCCUCCUGCAUCUCCUUCAAGGACUCCGCAUGCCGCUGCUUCGGCUACAUGGUCUCCAAGAAGAAGUACAUUUUCACCAUCGACGACGACUGCUUCGUGGCCAAGGACCCGUCGGGGAAGGACAUCGACGCGCUGGCGAAGCACAUCCAGAACCUGCUCUGCCCGUCCACGCCGCUCUUCUUCAACACCCUCUACGACCCCUACGCCGACGGCGCCGACUUCGUGCGCGGCUACCCGUUCAGCCUCCGGGAGGGGGUGCCGACCGCCGUGUCGCACGGCCUCUGGCUCAACAUCCCCGACUACGACGCGCCCACGCAGCUGGUCAAGCCGCGGGAGCGCAACGGCAGGUACGUCGACGCCGUCAUGACCAUCCCCAAGGGCACCCUCUUCCCCAUGUGCGGCAUGAACCUCGCCUUCGACCGCGACCUCAUCGGACCGGCAAUGUACUUCGGCCUCAUGGGCGACGGCCAGCCCAUCGGACGCUACGACGACAUGUGGGCGGGAUGGUGCGUCAAGGUGAUCUGCGACCACCUUGGGCUGGGCGUCAAGACCGGGCUGCCCUACAUCUGGCACAGCAAGGCCAGCAACCCCUUCGUGAACCUGAAGAAGGAGUACAAGGGCAUCUUCUGGCAGGAGGACAUCAUCCCCUUCUUCCAGGCCGCAACGCUCUCCAAGGACUGCGACACCGUACAGAAGUGCUACCUAUCGCUCUCGCACCAGGUCAGGGACAAGCUCGGCAAGAUCGACCCCUACUUCGCCAAGCUCGCCGACGCCAUGGUCACCUGGAUUGAGGCAUGGGACACACUCAACCCCAAAGAGGGUGCGCAAGCCAACGGCAAGCCCAAAGGGAAGUAAAUUCAAUCGGGAAGGCAGGCAGUGAGGCGGCGUUUGCCGGCAGCAAGCGUGAUUCGUCAGUUUCUAGGUUCAGUGCGUGCUUCGUCAGUUUGUAGGUUCAGUGCGUGCAUCAGGUAUUCAGGUUCAGGCUGUUGUGUCUUAUGCGAUCGAGUGCGUGUACUUCAAAAACAUUACAGUAGUUGUUGUUCUAUGUCAUGUCUACAUUAAGGGUUCCAUUAGUUCCUCCUUUAAUUUCCUUGGUAAGCGAUGGUGUGUUCUAUUGUUUUGUACGGUUGUACUUUUAGGCUACUCAUCAUGUUUCCGUGUAAUCUGCUGAGAAUAAAAUUGUUCCAAUAAUCA
This is a messenger RNA of Lolium perenne, 1561 nucleotides long. RefSeq names its product UDP-arabinopyranose mutase 1. Gene Ontology annotation, molecular function: UDP-arabinopyranose mutase activity. Gene Ontology annotation, biological process: UDP-L-arabinose metabolic process; plant-type cell wall organization or biogenesis. The record is from RefSeq and is a predicted model, not a curated record. Lineage: Eukaryota; Viridiplantae; Streptophyta; Magnoliopsida; Poales; Poaceae. Gene Ontology annotation, cellular component: cytosol; Golgi apparatus; plant-type cell wall.